Molecule: messenger RNA, 1353 nt
Organism: Hyaloperonospora brassicae
Lineage: Eukaryota; Oomycota; Peronosporomycetes; Peronosporales; Peronosporaceae
Source: the annotation of a GenBank genome assembly
AUGAAGACGAAGAAGAAGCCCACGCGCAAGCAGAAGCUGUCGCUGCUGGCCGAAGAGCGCUCCAGCAAGUGCAAGCAGCGACCAGCGAGCGCGACAGGAGCCACCGACGGGACGUCGCUGUCCGUCGAUCGGUUGACCGCGACGCGGUGCAGCAACAAGCGAUCGCUUGUGCACGUGCCGCUACGCGAUCGACAGAGGGACAACGAGGAUGUAGUGGUCAUGGAGGGGCAGCUCGUUGUCGCCGAGCAGGUCGACUGCGGCCAAGUCCGACCGAACCCGCCAGUCUUUCGGACGCUCGGUCUGAUGCACUGUUUGUUGGUGCGGAAGAGACUAGGGCUGGUGCUUGAGAUUGUGUCGAAGGACAGCCGUAGUUCUCUGGAGCUCCAUGCAGACGCCCUGGACUUGGUGAUGCAUGAGCACUUUGACAGUGAAUGCAAGUUCCAGCUGAGGUGUCGACCGCACGGCGUAGGUGAGAGUGGCACCGAGCGGCGAGCCUCAUCGUACGUCUUUAUGACGUCAACAAAGACAGAGCACGUCGAGUGGCUGAGUAGGAUUAUUGCACACGAAGUGGGUGAGAACUGCACCGACCGAGAUAGCUCUAGGCGCGAAUCGGUUGCAGAGAUGGAGCGACACGAGCGCCUGAGCCAACAGCAGCCGCGGCUACCUCUUGGGCAAUUUAUAUACACGACGUCUCCAAAAACCAAGCACUUGGUGCUUGUACGUCAUGGUCAUUACAUCAAUGCUCAUGUGCCGCAAGCAUCGGACUCUCAGCAGGUCCUUUCACAAAUGGGAAGGCAGCAGGCCGAGCUGACCGGCAAACAUCUGAAGGCCGUCCACAACCGGGAUCCGACCCGACACGACGUGUCCAUUUACCAUAGUGACAUGACACGGGCUGUGGAGACUGCUGCUAUCAUUGCCACUGACUUUGAGGAGGUCACGUUGAGUCCGAGCUCGUUGCUGCGGGAAGGAUGGCCGGGCAAGCCUUAUUCGUCCGCUUUUGAUGUGAGUGAGACCACUGCUGCACGCGCGUAUGUUGUCAUGCAGCGAACUCGAGUGGAUGUAGAGCGCAUGGAAAAGGCGUUCCAGUGGUUCUUCGUUGACUCGAGUGGCGCGCAGGAAGAGAACAACGAGGAGUCGUACUGCAUCCUCGUGUGCCACGCGAACUUGAUCCGAUUCUUCCUGUGUCGUGCGCUAGGCAUCGACCCUGCGACCACGUGGGGACAUUUCGAAGUCAACCACUGCGGCGUCACGCGUAUCGAUGUGUGCGCCGAUCAGCCGAUUAAGGUGAUUGCAGUGAACGAAACUGGCCAUCUCCCGCAGUCCCUCAUCACGUCCAGCGAAGAUCAUUUGUGA